GAUUGAUUCGAUUGACUUGCCAUCGACUGGUGAAUCACAAAUUCACAACAGUACUAAAAUUAUUAAAUAUUGUAUAGUUUAAUUCAGACAGAAUUACAUUAUAUUUAUUAUUUUACAAUUAAGUUAGUUAUGAAAUGAACAAUCCUGCAAUGAAUUCAGCUACCCCAGGUGUGCCUCAGGUGCCGCUCCUGGACGACGAUACCAUCGCCUUCGGCGAGGAGGACAACGCCAACAAAGAUUUUAUCCACCCUUACAUAGUAUUUUUCCACUUGGUGUUCCGGAGCGCUGCGGUGGUCGUGUACAUACUCUGCGGCUGGUUCUCCGACUCGUUCAUUGCGAGCUUCGUAUUAGUCAUUCUCCUGCUGUCUGCUGAUUUCUGGACUGUCAAGAAUAUUAGUGGUCGUUUACUGGUCGGAUUGAGAUGGUGGAAUUACGUAGAUGACGAUGGCAAGUCCCAUUGGGUGUUUGAAGCCAGACAGAAUCGCGUGAAUAGAAAUGAAAGUCGCCUAUUCUGGAUGGGGCUGAUCUUAUGUCCGCUUAUCUGGUCCGGCUUCUUCAUCAUCUGUUUAUUUGGAUUGAAGUUCAAAUGGAUGUUGCUUGUACUAAUCGCGCUUACAUUGACCGGCGCGAAUCUGUACGGCUACUUGAAAUGCAAGAUUGGAGCUAAGCAGAACUUCGGCACGGCCACCACUGACUUUGUAAAGAAGCAACUACUGCAGAAUGCCACCUCGUUUAUGUUCUCACAGCCCGCUCCAGCGACCACCGGAAAUGCUGGAGUUGUCUAAUAUUAUACUAGCUGUACCCGCGACUUCGUCCGCUUGGAAUUUAACAAUAUUUUUCUAAAAUAAAAGUAGCCUAAGUUACUCCUUAUUACAUCAGGUACCAAUAAAAGUCCCGUCAAAAUCUGUCCCACCAUUUCAGAGAUUAGCCCGAACAAACAGACAGAUAGACAACAAUUUUAUUUAUAUGUAUAGAUGUAUAAGGAAGAGUCAUAUUAGAUAAAUGAAUUGUGUUACAUAAUUAAAAAUUAUAAGAAUUUGUCUUCAAUCAAUAAAGAUAUAUAAACUGAUGAUACAUGAGAACCUCGGUAGUCUAGCGGUUUAGCACGCUGCUUCACUUCCGAUAGUCGCGGGUUCGAUUCCUCGUACGGUACAAACAUUUGUAUUCAUGAGUACGCUUGUUUGUAUAGGUAGGUACGAUUCCAGUAGCGGUGGCCAGGAUUCCGCACUGAAUAUUUGUGGUCUCACACAUGCUAAUUGUAGCGGAAUUAAACAAAAUUAUAUAAACCUAUUAAGUUACAUAAUGCAUUUGAUUAUAUUGUUACAUUCCAAUAUAUCGCUGAUUAAACGCCAAAUGGGCUCAACGCAAAAAAACUAACUAUAUUUUUUCCAAAAAUGGUAUCUAAAUCGUUAUAAUUUUUAUAUUAAAAAAAAAGACUCCCAUGAUUCAAGAGCUAACACAUAGAUAUACCACUAAUAGAUUUGUAAAAAAAUUAAAAACAUCACAGUGAAAAUUUUGAUGAGUUCUCCAUUAAAAUUUACUGUUUGCGUCAUGUGGCCCUGGCAAUUAAUCAGAAAUUUACCGUUUGCGUUAUGUGGCCCUGGCAAUUAAUCAGAAAUUUACCGUUUCCGUUAUGUGGCUCUGGCAAUUAAUCAGAAAUUUACCGUUUGCGUCAUGUGGCCCUGGCAUUUAAUCAGAAAUUUACCGUUUGCGUUAUGUGGCUCUGGCAUUUAAUCAGAAAUUUACCGUUUGCGUUAUGUGGCUCUGGCAUUUAAUCAGAAAUUUACCGUUUGCGUUAUGUGACUCUGGCAUUUAAUCAGAAAUUUACCGUUUGCGUCAUGUGGCCCUUUGGCAUUUAAUUAGCGAU
Achroia grisella is the source of this 1867-nucleotide messenger RNA. RefSeq lists its product as uncharacterized. Bases 135 to 785 code for a protein of 216 amino acids. The transcript is spliced from 6 exons. Gene Ontology annotation, biological process: vesicle-mediated transport; protein secretion. The record is from RefSeq and is a predicted model, not a curated record. Gene Ontology annotation, cellular component: Golgi membrane. Lineage: Eukaryota; Metazoa; Arthropoda; Insecta; Lepidoptera; Pyralidae.